Messenger RNA from Sesamum indicum (sesame), 1704 nucleotides. Its product is annotated as protein JINGUBANG. Lineage: Eukaryota; Viridiplantae; Streptophyta; Magnoliopsida; Lamiales; Pedaliaceae. The record is from RefSeq and is a predicted model, not a curated record. Gene Ontology annotation, molecular function: protein binding.
UACAAUCCACACAAACCCUACUCCCUUGUUAUUUUCUCCAUCCCAUACAAAACACACAAUCACACUACCAUAUGCAAUGACCAUCUUUCAAAUCAAAGGAAGCCCGACUUCCCCGGAGAAAAACUCUCUCCCGCGGCGCAAACUCGGCGCCCUGUUCGCCUCCGAUCCUUCCACUCAAGAUAUCCACCACGAUCCUUUCACUCACUAUAACCAUUCCCCUCUCUACCCCAAGAAAAACAAACAUUCCCCUCCUCGGAACAGUGAUGCUUCCCCCAUAGCAAUUACCUCACCCAGGUACAACCCCACCAUGUAUUAUUCCGGCCCCAGCACCCCCAGUUCUUCCCCCUAUGAUCAUUUGAUGUCGCCGUUGGUCCAACCCUCACCCUACAUCAAUUCUCCCUGGAUUCAUCAACCCGCCGGAUUCUUGCCGCCGGGAGAUGAAGAUGGUGAACAGGAGACUGAUGUGUCUCCAGAUAAGUGCGGCUUUAUGGGAUCCAUCUUCCGGGAAGAAGGUCACAUUUAUUCGCUUGCGGCUUCGGGGGGUCUGCUGUAUACGGGCUCGGAUAGCAAGAAUAUAAGGGUGUGGAAGAACUUGCAGGAGUUUUCCGGGUUCAAGUCCAGAAGUGGGUUGGUGAAAGCCGUUGUUGUGUUAGGGGAUAAAGUUUUCACCGGCCAUCAGGACGGAAAAAUCCGGAUCUGGAGAUUCAUGGGCACGGAUAGAAGGAACACGCACAAGUUUGUUGGGAGCUUGCCCACAACCCGGGAGUUGGUGGCGAAAUCCAUUAACCGGAAAAACUACGUCGAGGUGAGGAGAAACCGCAAUGUCCCGUGGGUUAAACAUUAUGAUACCAUUUCGUGCCUGAGCAUUGACGCCGAACAGGGUUUGCUGUACUCGGGUUCUUGGGAUAAAACGUUGAAAGUGUGGAGAAUUUCGGACUCCAAAUGCCUGGAAUCCAUCCAGGCCCACGACGACGCUGUGAAUUCCGUAGUCGUCGGGUUCGACGGGUUGGUUUUUACUGGUUCGGCCGACGGGUCGGUGAAGGCGUGGCGGCGGGAGCUGGUGGGCAAGUCCACGCAGCACGUGCUGGUGGACACGCUGUUGAAGCAGGACCACGCGGUGAAUGCUGUGGUGGUGAUGCACUCGGCGGGAGCACUGUAUGCUGGCUCCUCCGGCGGGCUGGUGAACUUCUGGGAGCGUGAAAAGCACUUCAUGUCCUACGGCGGCGUCCUGAGAGGCCACAAGCUGGCGGUGUUGUGUUUGGCGGUGGGUGGGAAUUUGGUGCUGAGUGGGUCGGCGGAUAACAGUAUAUGCGUGUGGAGGAGGGACGAUGGGGCAGAGCAUACGUGCGUGGCGGUGCUGACAGGACAUAGCGGACCUGUGAAGUGCCUGGCCGUGGAGAAGGACGAAGGCGCGGAAGAGGAGAGUGAUGAGCGGUGGAUUGUUUACAGUGGAAGCCUGGACAAGAGUGUUAAGGUAUGGAGGGGUGCGGAGCGUGGGGAGAGCGGGAAGAGGGGGGUGGAGCGUGGAACCCACGCCUCCGACAAUAUUGGUAGAAGAAGUUGGUAUGGAGUUAAAAGAGGAGGCAAGAGAUACAUUUAGCAGAGGAUUGAAUGGAAGACGGCAGAAGCAUUGAUUGGUAUUGAGGAAUAUGCAAGUGAGGAAGCUAGCAAUAUAAGGUUGGGUCCAGAUUGGUGGAACCUUAG